Branchiostoma floridae (Florida lancelet) is the source of this 2727-nucleotide messenger RNA. RefSeq names its product zinc finger protein 845-like. Gene Ontology annotation, molecular function: RNA polymerase II cis-regulatory region sequence-specific DNA binding; DNA-binding transcription factor activity. The transcript has 3 exons. Gene Ontology annotation, biological process: regulation of transcription by RNA polymerase II. NCBI's taxonomy places the organism in Eukaryota, Metazoa, Chordata, Leptocardii, Amphioxiformes, Branchiostomatidae. The coding region runs from base 1 to 1836 and encodes 611 amino acids. The record is from RefSeq and is a predicted model, not a curated record.
AUGCGGACUCACACAGGUGAGAAAUCUUACAGGUGUGAGGAGUGUAGCAGGCAGUUCGGUCUUUUCCAUCAUCUGAAGACCCACAUGCGGACUCACACAGGAGAGAAACCGUAUAGGUGUGAGGAGUGCAGCAGACAGUUCAGUCAGCUAAGUGAUCUGAAGAGACAUGUGCGGACCCAUACAGGAGAGAAACCCUACACAUGUGAGGAAUGCAGUAGCCAGUUCAGUCAGCUGGAUCAUUUGAAGAAACACAUGCGGACUCACACAGGGGAGAAACCCUACAAGUGUGAGGAGUGUAGCAGGCAUUUCAGUCAGCUCGGUAAUCUGAAGACGCACAUGCGGACUCACACAGGGGAGAAACCUUACAGAUGUGAGGAGUGCAGCAGGCAGUUUAGUCAGCUGGGUGAUCUGAAGAAACACAUGCGGACUCACACAGGGGAGAAACUCUACAGGUGUGAGGAGUGCAGCAGGCAGUUCAGUGUGCUGGGUGCUCUGAAGAAACACAUGGAAACUCACACAACAGAACUUGUACAAGUGUGUUGCACAAGAUCUAGGAGGAUGUCGACAACAAGCAGUGCCCAGAGUUUGGGUAAUGUCAGGAGAAAGGCGAAAAGGGAUUCUUCUGUGCGAUCUGUCAGAGAGGAGAAACGCUUCAGGUGUGAGGAGUGCAACAAACAGUUCAGUCAGCUGAGUGAUCUGAAGAAACACAUACGUACUCACACAGGGGAGAAACCCUACAAGUGUGAGGAGUGCAGCAAGCACUUCAGUCAUCUGGGUAAUCUGAAGGCUCACAUGCGGACUCACACAGGGGAGAAAUCCUAUAAGUGUGAGGAGUGCAGCAAGCGGUUUAGUCAGCUGGGGAAUCUGAAGACUCACAUGCGGACUCACACAGGUGAGAAGCCUUACAAGUGUGAGGAGUGCAGCAGGCAGUUCAGUCAGCUGGGACAUCUGAAGAGUCACAUGCGGACUCACACUGGGGAGAAGCCUUACAAAUGUAAGGAGUGUAGUAGGCAGUUUAGUGAGCUGCGUAAUCUGAAGACUCACAGACAAACUCACACAGGAGAGAAACCCUACAAGUGUGAGGAGUGCAGCGGGAAGUUUAGUCAGCUAGGUGAUCUGAAGAAACACAUGCGGACCCACACAGGGGAGAAACCCCACAAAUGUGAGGAGUGCACCAAACAGUUCAGUCAGCUGAGUUAUUUGAAGACUCACAUGCGGACUCACACAGGUGAGAAACCCUACAGGUGUGAGGCGUGCAGCAGGCAGUUCAGGGAGCUGGAUGCUUUGAAAAGACACAUGCGGACUCACACCGGUGAGAAACCCUACAAGUGUGAGGAGUGCAGCACGCAGUUCAAUGAGCUGGGUAAUCUGAAAACCCACAUGCGGACUCACACAGGUGAGAAACCCUACAGGUGUGACGAGUGCAGCAGGCAGUUCAAUGAGCUGGGUACUCUGAAGACCCACAUGCGGACUCACACAGGGGAGAAACCCUACAAGUGUGAGGAGUGCAGCAGGCAGUUCAGUCAGCUGGGAAAUUUGAAGACUCACAUGCGGACUCACAAAGGGGAGAUGCCUUACAAGUGUGAGAAAUGCACAAAACAGUUUAGUCGACUGAAUAGUCUAAAGAAACAUUUGCGGACUCAUACAGGGGAGAAACCCUACAGGUGUGAGGAGUGCAGCAGGCAGUUUAGUGAGCUGGGUGCUAUGAAGACUCACAUGCGGACUCAUACAGGAGAGAAACCUUACAAGUGUGAGGAGUGCAGCAGGCAGUUCAGUCAGCUGGGAAAUCUAAAGACUCACAUGCGGACUCACAGAGGAAACUCGAAGGUGUGGUGAGAGCAGCAGGCAAUCCAGGUGAUCUAACCUUUGACGGACUAACUCCGGACUUGUUCAGUAAUGAGCAACCCACCGCUUCUGUGACGUUAUGUUAUGCAGAUGCAGAGACGAGGGUUGCCAUCAUUAAAGUUCUGUUAGUCAUGCUUUCUACUUUAGACGACACAUAAGCGUUGUACUGCUCAUCUCGUGCAAAAGUCUUGAGUUUUACAGUUGAAAAUAUGGAAAAGUCCAAUUUUUGUUAGAAAUUACAGUUCAGCGUUUCCCCGUUAUUAAAGUAGUUUUAUUCCGCAUGAGUAGUUGGUUGUGGUUUCAUAGAAGUUGUAUAGAAGGUUCUAAGAUAUUAGUUUUGUUGGAAACUUAUAGUAUUCAAGUUGAUUUCCUGUCUUUUAACUUCGAUGAUUUCUUUCAUAGAACAACUUAGCAUUGUUUUUGUAAAGUAGAAGAUAAUGUUGUUUUCUUAAAGUUUAACUUAGCAUUGUUUUUAAACCUAGAACCAAGGUCGUUAUAAACAGUCCUUGCUAGAACCUAACAUGCUGUUUGUAAGCUAUAACUAAACAUUGUUUUUUUUGUACCUUAAUUGACAAAUGAGGAACAGUAGCAAGUUAAUGAGUACGUGGGGAAGUUAGUAGGCUUUACGAGUGAACUUACAACCAGAGAUGAUGAUAAAUGUAUUAUUUUCCUGUUCUUCUAGGAAUAGUAGCUCUAGUUUUGUAUAUAUGUAUUUUUUAUAUAUUUUAGGCUUCUUGUUUGAGUUUAGAUGGGAUAACAAAAGACUGGUAGAAAAGUUAGGAAAAUUAAGUAAGAUAAGUUCACUUUAAAUGAUUAGUAACUAUCUUUGUUGUUGGUUUUUGAUAGUUUGCAUUUAUUUAUUUUGUUAACAGUUGCUUUCAA